UUCGUUUAUUUAGCUUACUGUGUCUUUAAGAAAGUCACGUGAUAUUAAACAAGGAAAAAGUCGGAAGCCGGAAGUUCGCCUACGAAGAAAGAGCCGUGCUAAUAAACAAUACACAAAGGAGCUAAAGUCUUCAAGAAAUACGCAAUGGCUGGUAUAAAAGCACUUGUUGGAUUGUCCUUCAGUGGUGCUAUUGGAUUGACAUUUCUUCUUUUGGGAUGUGGACUGGAGCAGUAUGGGAUAUACUGGCCUCUGUUUGUUCUGAUUUUCUAUGUCUUGAGCCCCAUUCCGACCUUCAUUGCCAGACGUGUCAGCGACGAUGACUCCUCAAGUAAUGCCUGUAGAGAGCUGGCCUAUUUCCUAACCACUGGCAUUGUUGUAUCAGCUUUUGGGCUUCCUAUUGUACUUGCCCGCACCAGCACUAUUAAAUGGGGUGCUUGCGGACUGGUGAUGACUGGAAAUGCCGUCAUUUUCCUCACCAUUCUUGGAUUUUUCAUUGUGUUUGGAGGUAGUGAUGAUUUUAGCUGGGAGCAGUGGUAGAGACCAAUAAACAACAACAAAAAAGUGGAUGUGUAGGUGGCUGGUUGAAUGAACAGAGUGCAGAAUAACAGGCUACUGUGUUCCGCACUGUGCUUGUGUCUGCUCAAGUGCCUUAUGUGUGGAAGCAUAUACAAACACUAAAAUGUAUACUUUUUAUUGCAAUUACGCUGCUUCAUUUUAUACAUAUAUGCAGCAUUUCCAGGCACAUGUUGAUAAACAGAUCUGUCUCGCUUUAGUCUAAUACUGUAACUCCAAAUGGCCCUGAAAGGCAGUUGUCUGUCUAAAGAAGUGAAAAUAUGGGCUUUUUAGCUUCUCAUUGUCAGAGAAAUAUAUAUUUAAAAUGAACUUUCUGUUAAGUAGAUGUUUCCAGCUUGAAACUGUCCCAAUAGACAUGUUAGUACAUGCAACGCCUUUACAGACUUUCCAUUAUUCAAAAUUUUUGUCAAGAAAGGGAUACACACUGAAUAUCAUUUUGAUGCAGCCACAAUUUAUCAGCACUCAGUGUUUAGACUGAGAUGUUUCUUCUGCAGUUUACUUGUUUUUGGAUGAGGCAGGAUAACAAAUAUUUAUCUAUGCUAUAAUGUUGAACACAAUACACAGACAAAUAUUAAACUUUAUUUAUCUGUACAUAUUUUCCUCCUCCGGUGCAAUGUUUACAUUUUCACCAAAGAUCAUUUUGAUUGAUCCACUGAAGUGUAGGCUAUGUGCUACAUUGCACUGUGAUCCUUUAUGACUUCCAGGACUUUCAAAACAUUUAUUUUCUGAAUGUCAUUAGAAAAUGUAUUUUUAAUGUAUUAGAAGUUAUUAGUUUCAUUCUUAUUUUCCAGAACAUACAAUUAAAAUACUCAAAACACAAGUUUGUUUGUACCUUAGCAAUACUGCCUUACUGUAUUUGAGCAGUUAUUUAGGCCAUUUACAAUACCAGAGUGUGCUGAUUGUUCAGUGUAUUUUUGAUAAACAAAAAUGCCCAAUAGACAUUUGUAUCUCUGAACUGUUUCAACAUUGUAAAAAUGUCAUCCCUUUUGGGCUGUUUCUUUUGGUUAUUAGAUGUAUUUAUGUUGUUCAUUUUUAACUUGAACAAAAUAAAUUGUUAUGUAGCACUGA
Molecule: messenger RNA, 1641 nt
Organism: Boleophthalmus pectinirostris (great blue-spotted mudskipper)
Lineage: Eukaryota; Metazoa; Chordata; Actinopteri; Gobiiformes; Gobiidae
Product: leptin receptor gene-related protein
Exons: 4
Coding region: 145-537 (130 amino acids)
Biological process (GO): late endosome to vacuole transport via multivesicular body sorting pathway; negative regulation of growth hormone receptor signaling pathway
Cellular component (GO): endosome
Source: RefSeq, a predicted model, not a curated record